This is a messenger RNA of Stylonychia lemnae, 2847 nucleotides long. The record is from the annotation of a GenBank genome assembly. Lineage: Eukaryota; Ciliophora; Spirotrichea; Sporadotrichida; Oxytrichidae.
AUGCCUACAAACACAAUUAAAACUUAGCAAUAGCAACCUAUAUCUACUCCAUAAACUACUUCCCAAAGAAGAAGGGCAGCUAUGGCACUCGUUCAUUAAUAAAAUUAAAGUCCAAAAGGCUCAGAUCACUAGCAGUCUUCCGGGACACAAAAGUCAACUUCAACCUAAUAAAUCUCGACUACUACACCUCAGAAGUCCUAAUUGACAUUGAGACCAAGGGGCGACAUGAGUAACAACAAAAAUCAAUAGACUAAUAAGAAUCUAGAGUCCUAGAAUCAUGCAUAAGAUAGAGGAUCUUUAGAAAUUUUUUGCGAAAAAUCAACAUUAGUUGAUAAUGAUUCACAUCAGAACUAACACUCUAACAGCAAAUCAAUAGACAAUCAGCAACCUUAGAUUCAUUCACUUCUCUCUACAGAGGCUGUCGCAGCAUUCUAAAAACAACAGUCAAACUUGCCUUAUAGCUUUUCCCCAAUGAGACACAAACAUUCUAUGGGAAUGGACUCAUUUGGAUAGUUUGGAGAAGGUCCAUCAUCAGUUGCAACUUUGCAACCGCAUCCGUUUAACGUAUUAAUCUCCGAUUUUUAGCAACGUCGUUCGAUUAGCAACCUGAAAAAACAAGCUAACAUUAAUGAAUUUUUGACUGCCUUCAAAUCCUAGAUUAAGGAUCUCGACAAUUAAUACUACUAGCAAAAACAAUAAAUCCGAGAACAAAUGGUGAUGGCCAGUAAAUCUGAGAGCUGUUUGCAGCAGUAAUCUUAGGUUUAAUCCAAUGACUAAAUUUUCAAUAAACAAUCAAAUGAGAGUAGCUCUGAUCAUUACUUAAAUCUGCCGAGUUCAAUGCAAAAUUUGGGAAUCCUUGGUUAGUUGGGACUAUGUCCAAACUAGACUCCAACAAAUCAUAUCCCGAUCAUAAAUGAACCCUACGAGUCAUUCGAAUUCGUACCAAAUUCCUUACAAUUCUACUACCCUAAGUAAGUCCAAAGAUAACUGUAAAAAAAGAAAUUCUAAAACACAGAGAGAAUAGUCUCUGGGCUUAAACCUCCCUCAAACAAAGCAAGCUUUUAAAAGAAUCUUGAAAAGAUGCGAGCUUUGACUAAUUGCCAAAUGCAUUUUAUAAGCGUGGUAUUUUAGAAAAUUCAUCGUAAAUCAAAGCCUAUUAAGAAGCAAGAAAAGCUAGUUAGUGAGAACUUAAAGAGAAAGAGAAUUUUCCUUGAAGAAGAGAAUUUCGACAUAAUAAACGUUCUUCAAUCAUCUCAAUCUCAAGCACAGAAAGUUAGUGCAGAUUAGAAUGCAAAGAUCUAGCAAUAGUAGAUUAAUACCUCUAAUAAUAAUAAUAACGGCGGGAUGAGCGGGUUUCCUUUGAUCAUGAAUCAGUAAAACAACCACCACUAACAAUAUUAGUUAAGUGUGCACAACCAGAAUGAGAACUCCUUGAGCAAUCUAAGUGAAUUAGACUCAAGAAAUAACGGGCAACUUGACUCCCAUGUUUAAGGCCAGUAAUAAAUAUCAAUUAAUCAUAACAAUGAGAAUGCUAAUCAAUAAAAAAAUACUAAGUAAAUCCCAUCUAAAACCCCUAUAAAUACUCAUAAAAAUCACAUUGAGACACCUUCUAAAAAACUAGCUUUACAAAAGUCUAGAUCAGUUGGUAUGCCCAACUCUAAUGCUUAAAGCGAUCACUAUAACGCUUAAAACAUAAUAGAUACUCAUCAUAAUGCCCACCAUAAUCCAACUACUAUAAUAAUAGACCCUUCAGUACUUUAGACUCCCUCUAAGAAUAACAAGAAUAAUGGAAACAGCUCUAACACCAAUAAUCAGAGAAAACUGUCUCAGAGCAAGAAAACCAUUUCUUAAAGAAAAAUUAAGCCACUCUAAGGAGUUCCUUAGAAUACUUAUGUACAAGCCUAUGAAAAGGAAAAUGGAAGCUUAUACAUGAAGAUAAUUCUUCCAGAAAAUGCUAACAAUAACAGCAACAGCAUCGAUAAACACACCGAGGAGGAUGACUAAAAUCAAGCAAUGAUAGAUCACUACGAUCAAUAAAUGAUGAAUCAGGAUGAGCUAAUUGAUGCAUAGAUGCAUUAGAAUCAUCAAUAACUCAUUAUUCAGGGCCAUUAAUUGCAUCACUAACACUACCUUUUCGGCUAGCAAGAGGUAGAUGAUGAGCAUACAGUCCCUCACUAAAAAGCUCCCCAGAUUUAAGGAUUUUCCCAAUAUUUGGAAAUUGAGCACUCUCACUCCGAGCCACCUAGGUUUGGAGUUGCUCAUGGAGUUUUGCCAGGCAGAAACCUGGGUGUUGUGAAUGGACAUCAUCAUGUUUAAAGUGAUAUAGUUAUGGGCACUGAUGAUAGAAUUUUCAUGGAUUCCUAUCACCAUAGAAAUCCAUUUAUCAGUUCAAACCCCCCCGGUUCAGCCUCUACUUAAAUCACCUCAGAUUUACAUCACGAUAUUCUUAUCAACAGACUAAAACCUAACUGUGCAAGGAACAUUGAUUACUUUGGUUUCGAUAAUGAUAUGUAAGCUUAAAACUUAUAUAAUCUCGACUCUAGGGACCAAAAUGAGAUGUUCUACGAGUACACUCACAACAGAAUCACAGAUAUAUAAAACUCCUCAGGAGGUUUAAAUCUCAAAGAGCACAAGACUCCUCCUUUCUACAUGGGAUCUUCAUCUCCAGAUCCUCAAAAUCAUCUUAUAGGUGGCUUUGAGCCUCAGAUCUUUAGAGACGAUUUCAUCGCCGGUGAAGGCUUGUCUGAGUGGCACAACCCACUUGUCAAUGACAAUGGUCAUCCUAAUUAAAUUAUUCCACAUCCCUCCCAUGAGGACUCAUAGUUCAAUUACGAUAUGAGAAUGUGA